AGCAGGCUGAUUAAGUUGUUUUCUCUUUUUUGCCCCAAAUGUCAGCUGAGAAAGCGAUAUGGAGACAUUUACACUAUCUGGGUGUGGCAUCGUCCUGUAGUUGUUAUUUCUGGAUUUCAUGCCAUAAAAGAAAGCUUGAUCAACCAUUCAGAAGCUUUUGUUGAUCGACCCCUUUCAACUUUUCUUUUAAAAAUAUGUAAAGGUAAAGGGAUUGCAUUUGCAAAUGGUCACACCUGGAAACAGCAGAGACGUUUUGCCUCAGGUGCUCUACGCAAGCUGGGACUGGGGAAGAAAGGCUUGCAGCACAGAAUAGAAGAGGAGGCCCAUCAGCUGGUGGAGAUCUUUGCGCGCACAAAAGGGCAGCCAAUUGAUCCUUUACUAUCCAUCAGUAAUUCAGUCUGUAACGUGAUUUGCCUUUUGAGUUUUGGAUACUGGUUCUCACAUGAAGACACAAAAUUCCAGAUGGCAAUAGAAGACAUUACUAAUUAUAUGAAAUUCGGAGGCUCCGCCUUCUUAUUGCUCUACGAAUUGUUUCCAUGGCUAAUGAAACAUCUCCCAGGGCCUCAUCAGAAGAUAGUAGCAUCCAUGGAGACAGGUAUGUUACUUGUAAAGGAAGAGAUGGAGAAACACAAGCAAGAUUUGGCCCUGCGUGAGCCCCAGGAUUUCCUAGAUCUCUAUCUUCUCCAGAUAGAGAAGGUAAGGAUCCCUUGGGGAAUUCUACUCGUGCCUGCUGGGCUCUGCAGGCAUGCCAAGAGGAUUUUCCGAACCUUCAAGAACAAUUCAGUCAGGACUGCUUUGUUCUUUGCCCAUAUUAAAGUCUGCCAGCUUAUUUAUUCAUACACAAACAAUAGUGUAUAAAUCUCUUUAGUUCAAUAUUAAUACUAUCACUGGAACUCUGCUAUCCAUUCUCAUAUCAGGAAGUCCUGAUGGGACUAAUAUUCUCAUUUCAACCAAGAGAACAGUUUGAGUGGCGGAUCUAAUACUUCUUGUUUUAAAUUUUAAAAACUACAUCAGUUAAAACUGGGGGAAAUUAAAACAGUAGAACCAGCAGAUGAGAUGUUCUAAGAAUGUGCAAAACCUGUUAAAUUCAAAAUACUUCAAGCUUGAAAUGGGUUAGACUGGCUUCACUGAAUGUGUUCUGGCACUGUUCCUAACUGGAAGUGUUCUGGAUUUGAAACUUUUCAAAUUCAAAAACACUGGCACACCUCUACUUGAUCCCAAUACCAACAAGAGCAUCAUAGGUGGAUGGACGGAUGGACGGA
Python bivittatus (Burmese python) is the source of this 1262-nucleotide messenger RNA. Lineage: Eukaryota; Metazoa; Chordata; Lepidosauria; Squamata; Pythonidae. The record is from RefSeq and is a predicted model, not a curated record.